AAUUUAGGAUAAACAAGGUGCCUAUUGCACUUAAUUUAGGAAUUCUAAGGCAGAAAAUGCCUUUGAGUGCAGCUAACAGCUUCUUGUCUGCAAAUGCCACAAUCAAGACAAAGCACAAUAUAUUGUGGCAAAUUCUGCAGUUCACAGUCGUGACACAGUCAAAACCUCCUAUUUCAGUGAGGGAGACUUCUGCUUGUAUUGUGGCUGCUUGGGAUGCAGGAUUUCAGAGCAGCGUUAAUAAGAAUAACACAGCAAAUUUACAGUUUCAAAAGUCCUGCAGGACAUGCAGCAAACGCCGGUGAUUCAAACUGGGUGAAGUUGUCAAAGGUUGCUUUGCUCUCCAGAGCCUGGCAGUAGCUCCGCUGAAAUGUGAUGCCAUUGGUUUUCAGCAAAGGUUUCCUUCUGCAGGGCUGGGAACAGAGAUCAGCUGCUACUGUGUAUACACAACUAGGGAGCAAAUCAAGCAGCACAUUUAAGCAGCCUUUUUAACCCUGAGACUUUCCAAGAUUUCUUCUUCAUGCAGGAAGUUUCCUUUAUAUUGUCAGCUGUAGCACUUUGCUCAUGUAAUGAGAUCAGAGCUAAGAUCACUGCUGCACAGUAGCAAGACUUCCUUAAGACAUUUGUCCUUGAAACUGCACCAAACUCUUGGAAGAACCCAGAACCUGUCUUGGAGGAGUGAGCGCCUGGUGCAGUCUCUGCCUGGCUCCUUGGAUUUGCUGACAUUUGGGCUGUUUCAUUGCCAGAGGAGGCUUUGUGUGUCCCAAAGGAAGCUUCUCUGCAGAAUGUCAAGCAAAGAUCGACACAUUGAUUCUAGCUGUUCGUCCUACAUCAAGACGGAACCGUCGAGCCCUGCCUCUCUGACGGACAGCAUCAACCACCACAGCCCCGGUGGCUCCUCAGACGCCAGCGGGAGCUACAGUUCCACCAUGAAUGGACAUCAGAACGGGCUGGACUCGCCUCCCCUCUACCCUUCAGCCACAGGGCUUGGAGGCAACGGACCAGUCAGGAAACGAUAUGAUGACUGCUCCAGUACCAUUGCUGAAGAUUCACAGACCAAGUGUGAAUAUAUGCUGAACUCGAUGCCCAAAAGACUGUGUUUGGUGUGUGGUGACAUUGCGUCAGGGUACCACUAUGGAGUGGCUUCCUGCGAGGCCUGCAAGGCUUUCUUCAAGAGGACAAUUCAAGGUAACAUAGAAUACAGCUGCCCAGCAACAAAUGAAUGCGAAAUCACAAAGCGCAGACGCAAGUCCUGCCAAGCCUGCCGCUUCAUGAAGUGUCUAAAAGUUGGCAUGCUGAAAGAAGGUGUCCGCCUAGACAGAGUACGUGGAGGUCGCCAGAAGUACAAGCGCAGAAUAGAUGCAGAGAAUAGCCCAUACCUGAACCCUCAGCUAGUUCAGCCAGCAAAAAAGCCAUAUAACAAGAUUGUCUCCCAUUUGCUGGUGGCAGAACCAGAGAAGAUUUAUGCUAUGCCCGACCCCACUGUUCCAGACAGUGACAUUAAAGCACUUACUACUCUUUGUGACCUGGCAGACAGAGAACUGGUGGUGAUCAUUGGAUGGGCUAAGCAUAUUCCAGGAUUCUCCACUUUGUCUCUAGCUGACCAGAUGAGCCUUCUGCAGAGUGCUUGGAUGGAGAUCUUGAUUCUUGGUGUUGUAUACCGGUCACUUUCUUUUGAGGAUGAGCUCGUAUAUGCUGAAGAUUAUAUUAUGGAUGAAGACCAAUCCAAAUUGGCAGGGCUUCUUGACCUUAACAAUGCCAUACUGCAGCUGGUAAAGAAAUACAAGAGCAUGAAGCUGGAGAAAGAAGAGUUUGUCACCCUCAAAGCUAUAGCACUCGCUAAUUCAGACUCGAUGCACAUAGAGGAUGUUGAGGCAGUGCAGAAACUUCAGGAUGUCUUACAUGAGGCUCUGCAGGAUUAUGAGGCCGGGCAGCACAUGGAAGACCCACGUCGCGCAGGCAAGAUGUUGAUGACUCUCCCACUUCUGAGGCAAACCUCUACCAAGGCUGUGCAGCAUUUCUACAACAUCAAACUGGAAGGCAAAGUCCCCAUGCACAAACUUUUUUUGGAAAUGCUGGAGGCCAAGGUCUGACUAAAGCAUCAUGGGCUUCCCCAUCAUGCACGUUUUAAAAAAAAAAUAAAAAAAGAAAAAAAAAAGGGAAAAUAAACAGGAUAAUAAUGGCAAAGAAACUUAGUGUUUAAUUAAGGAAAAAAAUGACUGCACUGAUAUUUAGCAGCAAGACUGUGAAGCAGCUUUCAACUUUUUCUUCUGUGUCUUUCUGAUGCAGUUUUCCUUUUCCUUUUCUUUUUCUCUCUUUUCCUUUCUGUUCUUUCCUUUCCUUUUUCCUUUUCUCUUUUUCCUUUGCUGCUGAACUUUUUAAAAGAGGUCUCUAAUUGAAGAGAGAUGGAAGCCAGGCCUGCCAAAGGAUGGAAAUCCAUAAUAUGGAUGCCAGUGAACUUAUUAUGAACCAUAAUGUCCCCAAUGACAAAGGAAUCAAAGAGAGAACCACCGUACCUAGCAGUACAGUACAACACGAUGAACUGACUGAAUGCAGUAUUAGAUUUCAUAGGAGCAGUCUCUAAUUAGACGACUAAGCGACGAUGCAUCGGCUGCUUCUUAUCAUUGCAUUUUCCAUCUAGAUCAGUUACAGCCAUUUGAUUCCUUAAUUGUUUUUUCAAGUCUUCCAGAUAUUUCUUAGGUUAGCUACAAUGUAACUUUUUCAGGGAAUAGUUUAAGCUUUAUUCAUUCAUGCAAUACUAAAGAGAAAGAAAUACUGCAUUUUUGUGCUGGCUUGAACAAUGAUGAACAAUAAUGAAGGACAAAUGAAUCCUGAAGGAAGAUUUUUUUAAAUGUUUUGUUUCUUCUUACUAACGGAGAUUUUUUUGUACCAGCUUUACCAGUUUUCAGCCAUUUAUUAAUGUGGGAAUUUAUCUUACUAAAGCAAUAGUUGAAGGGAAGGUGCAUAUUAUCACGGAUGCAAUUUAUGUUGUGUGCCAGUCUGAUCCAAAACAUCCAGUUUCUUAACAUGAGCUCCAGUUUAUAACUAAAUGUUCACUGACUCAAAGGAUUAGAUUACACCUACAGUAUAUCCGAGUAGUCUAACAUAUAAAUACUCCAUGUCAAAUACCAAUCUGUACUGGUGUUAGGAGACAGCGACUGUACAAAGGUACAGUCGCUACGUGAUUUCUAACUGCUUCAGUUGCAAAUGAACAAGAUACUGCCUGUUUGCAAAGUUGUAACCUCACAUGCAGAAAACCCUAUGAACCAAUAGUAGCUUAGAGGCAAUAAGGCAAAUGCCAACAUUUGCAAAAUUAAGAAAUCAGAGUAGUAGACUUCUGACCAAAUUGAAGAAUUUAACACUUCUAUACCUUAUUUAUUGAUUUAGAUUUUAUUUUGUAAAUGGCAAUCUUUAACAAGUAGCUAAACCAGUAUAUGUGCUUUUCAACCAGUAUUGUCACAGCAUGAAAGUCAGUCAGUUUCAAGACUGUUACGAGGUGUAAUCUAAUGUAUAAACCAAUUAGAUGCCCCCAGAAAACUACAGUCGCUAAAUAACCAAUAAACAAUAACCUUCAUCAAAUGCUAUACCAAUGUACCAGUGUUAGUAGCUGCUCCCUGUACUAUGUGAACAUCCUUAUUCUAUGUACACAGAUGUAAUUAAAAUUGUAAUCCUAACAAACAAAAGAAAUGUAGUUCAGCUUUUCAAUGUUUCAUGUUUGCUGUGCUUUUCUGAAUUUUUAUGUUGCAUUCAAAGACUGUUGUCUUGUUCUUCUUGUGGUGUUUGGAUUCUUGUGGUGUGUGCUUAUAGACACAGGGUAGAAUUAGAGACAAUAUUGGAUGUACAAUUCCUCAGGAGAUUACAGUAGUAUAUUCUAUUCCUUACCAGUAAUAAGGUUCUUCCUAGUAAUAAUUAAGAGAUCAAAACUCCAAACAAAUACUCGUUAUGAACAGAUACACAUUGAAAUCAUAAUAUUUUCAAAACAAGGGAUAAUUUCUGUAACAGUUUAUUAUAGAAUACCAAUGUAUAGCUUAGAAAUAAAACUUUGAAUAUUUCAAGAUUAUAGAUAAGUCUAAUUUUUAAACGCUGUAAAUAUAGCUUUUACUCAAUCAUCUCUCAGAUGUUGUUAUUAACUCGCUCUGUGUUGUUGCAAAACUUUUUUGGUGCGGACAAGUUUCCAAAACUAUUGCUACGUUGUGUGCUUUAAACAAAAUAACAAUGGGCUGAUGCUCCAUCAGCCUUGUGCUAGGAAAAAAGAAAAAAAAACUGUGUAUCUAUCAUUAGCUAUAUGGGACUAUAUUGUAGAUUGUGUUUUCUCAGUAGAGAAGUGACUGUAGUGUGAUUCUAGGUAAAUCAUCAUUAGCAAUUCAUUCAGAUGGUCAAUAACUUGAAAUUUAUAGCUGUGAUAGGGAGUUCAGAAAUUGGCACAUCCCUUUUGAAAAAUGUCAAAAAAAAAAAAAAAUACAACUCCUGGGAAAAAGGUGCUGAUUCUAUAAGAUUAUUUAUAUAUGUAAGAGUGCAAAAAAAAAAAAAAAAGUUUAUUUUCCAGAAAGUUUGUGCAGGGUUUAAGUUGCUACUGUUCAAGUACACUAUAUAUAUAUAAAUAUAUAAUAUAAAUAUUGUUUUUGCUGUAUCACAUUAAAGAACUUGGGCUUCAGGGUCAAAAGCCAAUCGACUAGAAGAACACACAAAAAAAAUGGAGAUGUGUUAAAGGCACACGGUGCAAAUUUUAGUUUUCCUUUUCUGUAAUUUUUUGGAGCUGCAAAAGAACAAGUAUCUCAAGACUGUAAAAGCAUUACCUGAAACAUAGCUAAAAGAACUGCAUGGGCUUUAUAAUGUUGUUCAUCUUAAACCUUGCUGGAGAAGAGUUCUUUCAAGACCACUUACUUAAUGUGAAGUGUUGGGAAAAUUUCAAAGGGUGUAUGUUUUAGCCAUAACAAUUUAAUUUCUAUUUUUGCUUCAUUUUUUAAUUUUUUUCUUAUUUAAAGCAAUAUGAUUGUGUAACCUCCCAGAAGUUACACAUUUGUUUCAAUCAGAUCAGAUUGUUGUAUUUAUUCCACUAUUUUGCAUUUAAAUGAUAACAUAAAAAGAUAUAAAAAAUUAAAACUGCUAUUUUUCUUAUAGAAGAGAAAAUGGGUGUUGGUGAUUGUAUUUUAAUUAUUUAAGCGUCUCUGUUUACCUGCCUAGGAAAACAUUUUAUGGCAGUCUUAUCGUGCAAAGAUCGCAAAAGGACAAAAAAAAUUAAACUGCUUAUAAUAAUCCAGGAGUUGCAUAAUAGCCAGUAGUUAAAAAACGAAACAAAACAACAAAUAAAAACAAACAUGUCUAUAGCUGUAGAUGGGCUUCACAUCUGUAUAGCAAUCAACUGUAUAUUUUUGUGAUGUGUAUCAUACCGUGUGCUCCAACCAAUGUCCAUUUGUGUAAAUGUAUUUAUUUUAUAUUGUAUAUAUUGUUAAAUGCAAAAAGGAGAUAUGAUUCUGUAACUCCAAUCAGUUCAGAUGUGUAACUCAAAUUAUUAUGCCUUUCAGGAUGAUGGUAGAGCAAUAUUAAACAAGCUUCCACUUUUGAUUGCUUUUAUUUUA
Molecule: messenger RNA, 5576 nt
Organism: Apus apus (common swift)
Lineage: Eukaryota; Metazoa; Chordata; Aves; Apodiformes; Apodidae
Gene: ESRRG
Product: estrogen related receptor gamma
Exons: 9
Coding region: 567-2090 (507 amino acids)
Biological process (GO): regulation of DNA-templated transcription
Cellular component (GO): nucleus
Molecular function (GO): DNA-binding transcription factor activity; zinc ion binding; nuclear steroid receptor activity
Source: RefSeq, a predicted model, not a curated record